Sparassis crispa is the source of this 1275-nucleotide messenger RNA. Its product is annotated as Short/branched chain specific acyl-CoA dehydrogenase, mitochondrial. The coding region runs from base 1 to 1275 and encodes 424 amino acids. Lineage: Eukaryota; Fungi; Basidiomycota; Agaricomycetes; Polyporales; Sparassidaceae. The record is from RefSeq and is a predicted model, not a curated record. The transcript is spliced from 8 exons. Gene Ontology annotation, molecular function: flavin adenine dinucleotide binding; acyl-CoA dehydrogenase activity. Gene Ontology annotation, cellular component: mitochondrion.
AUGUUGCGCACAGCUGCUCGUGUCAUCAAGCCCUCUGCAUCGCGCCUGCGUAGCGCGGCGUUGGCUUCCAAUGUCUCUUCAAGUAGGUCAUUCUCGUGCUCGCAUGCACGCGCCUCGGAGGGCGUUCUGAACUCUCUCGACACGUUCACCGAGGAGGAACAGAUGCUCCGCGAGUCCGUCGCACGAUUCGCACAGGAGGUCAUUGCUCCUAAAGUGCGUGACAUGGAUGAGGCAGAGUUAAUGGACCCCUCCGUCAUCAAGGGCCUUUUUGAGCAAGGGCUCAUGGGUAUCGAGACUAGCGCGGACUACGGCGGUGCUGAGUCGUCUUUCACGUCCGCCAUCAUCGCAAUUGAAGAGCUCGCCAAGGUCGACCCAUCUGUGUCCGUCCUGUGCGACGUCCACAACACGCUCGUCAACACGAUCUUCCGCAAGUACGGGACUAAGGAGCAGAAGGAUAAAUAUCUUCCAGAGCUUGCCGAGUCCAAGGUUGGGUCGUUCUGCCUUUCGGAGCCCGCGUCGGGCUCGGACGCCUUCGCGCUGCAGACGCGUGCGCGUAAGGACGGAGAUCACUGGGUGAUUAACGGCACGAAGAUGUGGAUCACCAACUCGUAUGAGGCCGACAUCUUCCUGAUCUUUGCGAACGUGGACCCGAGCAAGGGCUACAAGGGCAUCACCUGCUUCGUCGCUAACAAGGACAUGGGCAUCCAGAUCGCGAAGAAGGAGCAGAAGCUCGGUAUCCGUGCUUCGUCCACUUGCUCGCUGAGCUUUGACGACCUACGCAUCCCUGCGGAGAACGUCAUUGGUGGCGAGGGUAAGGGGUACAAGAUUGCCAUCGAAAUUCUGAACGAAGGUCGCAUCGGCAUUGCGGCGCAGAUGCUCGGUCUCGCACAGGGUGCGUUUGACAAGGCAGUCCCUUACACGUAUCAGCGGUCGCAGUUCGGCCAGCCCGUCGGCACGUUCCAGGGAAUGGCGUUCCAGCAGGCGGAGGCCGCAAUUGAGAUUGAGGCGGCGCGACUGCUGACAUAUAACGCGGCACGCAGGAAGGAGGAAGGCCGCUCGUUCGUCCGCGAGGCGGCCAUAGCCAAGUACUAUGCCAGCCAAGUUGCGCAGCACGUCUCCGGGGCGGCGAUCGAGUGGGCGGGUGGCGUCGGCUUUACGCGGGAGACCGGUAUUGAGAAGUACUGGCGGGACUCGAAGAUUGGUGCCAUCUAUGAGGGAACGUCCAACAUCCAACUACAGACGAUCGCGAAGUUCAUUCAGAAGCAAUACUCAUAG